AUGUCAUCUUAUUGGAGGAACAUGGUGGGUUACUGUGUGAAUAGAGAAAUCUUGGAUGAAGAGAGACUGGAGCAGCUGUCUCAAAGAUUAGACCCCUCGCAAAAUCAUAUACCUUUCUCCCAUCGCAUCAAAAACUCGCUCAGGUGUUCAAUUCCUAGACUGAAACGUAGACUAGUAGAGUGUUUGCCUGUGCUGUACUGGUUACCUCGUUAUUCUAUUCGGGACUAUGGCAUGCCCGACCUUGUCUCUGGUAUCAGUGUGGGUAUCAUGCACCUCCCGCAAGGAAUGGCCUAUGCAUUGUUGGCCUCUUUGCCGCCAGUGUUUGGAUUGUACAGCUCUUUUUAUCCUGUGCUUAUUUAUUUUUUCUUUGGGUCUUCCAGACACAUUUCCAUUGGGACAUUUACAAUUCUCAGUAUUAUGGUGGGGAGUGUUACAGAAAGACUUGCCCCUGAUGAAAACUUUCUCAUCAUUAAUGGCACUAAUGUGACAGAAGAAGUAGACAUUACUGCUAGAGAUCUUUACAGAGUACAAGUUGCUGCUGCCACUACUGUACUGGGAGGAUUAAUUCAGGUGAUUCUAGGUUUGGUGCAGUUUGGGUUUGUGGGUACAUAUCUCUCAGAGCCGUUAGUGAGAGCAUAUACUUCAGCAGCUGCUGCUCAUGCAGUAGUAGCUCAAUUAAAGUACUUUUUCAAAGUGUCUCCAACAAGAUUCAUUGGGUCGCUCUCUCUGGUGUAUACUCUGGUGGAUGUUUGUAAGUUGCUGCCCAAUACUCAUCUGCCCACUCUGGUGGUUAGUGUUGUGUCCAUCGUUAUCCUCAUCACUGCCAAAGAACUGAACAACCGAUUCAGAAAGAAACUGCCAGUGCCCAUACCAGUGGAACUUCUUGUUAUUGUGAUGGGUACACUGAUAUCUUUCUACACUCAUCAGAAUGAAACCUAUGACAUUUCAGUAGUGGGAGAGAUUCCCAGUGGGCUCCAGUCCCCUACUUUGCCAAACACAAGCAUUUUUUCUGAGGUGGUGGUGGACGCCUUUGCCUUGGCCGUUGUGGGCUAUGCCAUAUCUGUCUCUUUAGGAAAAACAUUUGCACUCAAGCAUGGCUACAAAGUAAACAGCAAUCAGGAGUUGGUGGCUCUGGGGCUCAGUAAUACAGUUGGAGGUUUUUUUCAGUGUUACUCGGUCUGUGCCUCCAUGUCUCGCAGUCUCGUACAGGAAACCACUGGAGGCAAAACACAGAUGACAGGUGUGGUGUCAGCUAUGAUAGUUCUGGUGACAGUGCUGAAGUUAGGCCCACUGUUUCAAGAGUUGCCCAAGUCAGUGCUUGCUGCUAUAGUCUUUGUGAAUCUAAAAGGCAUGUUCAAGCAGUAUGCUGAUGUUGUCAAACUGUGGCGAAGCAGCAAGAUUGAUCUGCUGGUGUGGUUGGUCACAUGGGUGUCCACAGUCCUUUUUAAUAUGGAUAUGGGUCUAGCUGCCUCUAUUGGCUUUGCCCUGCUUACUGUUAUCUUCAGAACACAGAAACCAAGAUAUUCUGUCCUAGGCCAUCUUCCUGGUACUGAACUCUAUUUGGACAUGGAGACACACAAUCAGGUAAGGGAGGUGCCAGGCAUCACCAUAUUUCGCUCCUCAGCCACCAUAUACUUUGCAAAUGCUGAACUUUACCUGGAAGCACUUAAACAGAAGAGUGGCUUGGACAUCACUAAGAUGAUCACGUAUAAGCGCAGACAGGAGGCCAAGCAGAGAAGAAGAGAGAGAAGAGCAGCAAGGAGGGCUAAGAGAGAAGCCAAACAACAGAAACAAGCUCUUAGAGUGGCGUCUCAGCGAGCCAAACACUGUGUGUUCUCAGUUGAAGAACAGGCAGGACAGUUGAGAGAAAGUAUAAGAGACAAAGUUCAAGAAGAAGAAUGGAGGGAACGAGAAAACGGUACAGUGUUUGUCAUGCCCGAGACCCCACGCAACAGCUGGGUGUACCUAAAAGGCAUAGAUCCCGAAACCAGCACGCUGGGUUCCAUGUCCGAUCUGCAGGACGGGGACAUCACAACACUGGAAUCCAGUAGUGAGGACACACUAAGCAGAGAUCUGGAAAGAGUUUCAUUAGGCUCACUGGGAAAAUGGACCUGGGAUAUUCACUCCAUCAUCUUAGAUCUUUCUCCAAAUAAUUUCAUUGACACUGUGGCCAUCAAAACACUGAAAAAUAUAUUCCAUGAUUUUGGAGAGAUUGAUGUUUACAUCUACAUGACCGGCUGUCAGCCUUCAGUGGUGGAGCAGCUGGAACAAGGUGGCUUUUUUGCUGAUAUCUCCAAAGAACGUCUCUUCCCUACAGUGCAUGAUGCAGUACUCUACUGCCUUAAACACCACGGUGCUGCAACUCUGCCGAGCUGCGAAAAAUCUGUGGAUAUGAGCGGCACCAGACUAUGA
This is a messenger RNA of Trichomycterus rosablanca, 2412 nucleotides long. RefSeq names its product solute carrier family 26 member 6, like (gene slc26a6l1). Gene Ontology annotation, molecular function: secondary active sulfate transmembrane transporter activity; bicarbonate transmembrane transporter activity; oxalate transmembrane transporter activity. The transcript has 20 exons. Lineage: Eukaryota; Metazoa; Chordata; Actinopteri; Siluriformes; Trichomycteridae. Gene Ontology annotation, biological process: transmembrane transport. Gene Ontology annotation, cellular component: plasma membrane. The record is from RefSeq and is a predicted model, not a curated record. Bases 1 to 2412 code for a protein of 803 amino acids.